Meriones unguiculatus (Mongolian gerbil) is the source of this 5786-nucleotide messenger RNA. RefSeq names its product interleukin 17F (gene Il17f). The transcript is spliced from 4 exons. Gene Ontology annotation, cellular component: extracellular region. The coding region runs from base 4885 to 5418 and encodes 177 amino acids. The record is from RefSeq and is a predicted model, not a curated record. Lineage: Eukaryota; Metazoa; Chordata; Mammalia; Rodentia; Muridae. Gene Ontology annotation, biological process: inflammatory response. Gene Ontology annotation, molecular function: cytokine activity.
CUUAGAGUCUUUAGUUUAACAAAUUACUCUUUAGAAAGGCGGCCAAUGAUAAUAACAGAGGGAGCACCCUAAUGUACCCAGUAUUAUUUAUUUUGGUGAAACUUUAAAACCAGUUUGGUAGCUGGCAAGAUGGCUCAUCAGGUUAAGGCACUUGCUGCCAAGUCUGAUCACUUGAUCUGUCCCUGGAACCCAAGGUGGAUGGAGAGAACUGACUCUACAGUCUUGUUUUCUGACCACCACACACAUACUGUAGCACAACAUUAUGUAGUCAAGUCACUCCAUCUUCCUUGGACUCCAGGGACAGAAUUCACGUUGUCAGACUUGGCCAUAAGUACCUUCACCAGAUGAUUUGCUCUGGGUUUAUAGUUAGUAAGUGGUGGAAUUGAUCCAUACCCAGGGCUGUUUUGAUUAAUAAUUACAGUUCUCUAGUUAACCUACUGUGAUGUUCCCUUCAGAGUGUUCUGAGCUGGAGGGGCCAGGGCAUUAUCUGUUGAUGAAUCUCAUGGCCGAGACCACAGCAUUCUAGUGAUAGAGUGACUGAGUACCAGCGUUCGGAGAUGAAACAAGACCUUUCAUGUUGGGGUUGGUCUGGUGCUAUGCUUUCAAAUGCUAAAUUACUGGUUCCCCCCAAACCUGAUUGUAGCCUGAUUGAAUGUACAGAUGAGUACAUUCUCAGGAACACCAAGUGAUGUUGUGUAAACUUUGCUCACCAAUAUUCUCUGACUGGUUAAGUAAAGCUGCUGAUGGCCUAUAGGUGGGUAGAAGAGAAGUAGGUAGAGCUUUGGUUUCCAGGCUUGGGGUCUCAGAGGGACCCCAAGGCCAGGAGGAGAAGUGAGGAAGGAGAAGAUGUAGCAGGAGGAGAGGAAGCAGGGAAAAGAAGUCAUGAUGGGGCAGUAUGGACUAUGAGCACAUGGCCAUGAGAGCUAGGCUGAUGUUAGGAACAGAAGCAUCCCAGGCGGGAACAGUUAUGGCAGGUAACUUGGAGUGGGUAGCUGGGAAAGAGCCAAAUAACUUAGAGUGUUGAUGUCUGCUGAGUUUUGGUGCCUUAAAGCUUUUAUUAAUCUCUGUGUCUUUUAUUUGGGAACUAAACAGUCUGAAGUGGGAGGAAUAAAAAACAAACAAACAAAAAACAAAUAGAUACUUAGGAGCAAAGGCGGGCAUAGUGAACCCUCCAAAAAAAAUAAUUAUUGCACACUUCCAUAGCUAGGUGAUGCUCUUUGAGCAAUCUUAAGACUUUUUCCCAAGGGCAGCAAAGUCUGUGGCAGUGAUUGGCAUGUGCUGUUUCAUAUCAUAAAGCUGCUAUGGUAGGUACUGUAGUUACCAGGAAACUUCCCGUUGGGAAACCUGCUAAUGUUUUCUUAGUUUUGAGAAAUUCAAACAUAUAUUCUUUCAUUUCUAACCAAAUCUUUUCAUUAGUGGAACACUGAAAUACUUAUAAUUAUCAACCCAUAUACAUGUUAAAUUUCUGUCCUUGGUAUUUAUAUAAACCUGCAUAGCUGGACACUGUCAAAUUUUCAUGGUUGUAAAUAAUACUGUGAAGAACAGCUUGGUUGGAAGUUUUGGUGAAAACACUUAUUCCUUAGCACAAUUUCUUAGAGGUACAAGUAUUUUACACAAAAUAGGAAUGCUUUACAGCAUUUCUAAUAUGUGUUUAGGGGGUAUAUUUUGUCCUAUACCCUUGCUGAUACUAAAUACUACCUCCAUCUUUUUCAAAUGGCCACAUUUGGCAUGGUUGAGAUUUGAAGUAUAUUUGUAACAUCUUGUAUUUUUCACGCUGUACCUUCAGUCAUACUUGAAAUUCAGAUUUGUGAAAAUUAUUUGAGACUGUGAUGUACAAUAAACAUAUAGCAAGUGUAGAAAAGGCAAUCCCUCCCACUAUUUAUUUUUGAGGACUAGAUGUGUGACUUAGCAGAAUAGGAGCAGUUCUUGAAGUGUCCUGGCCUGUUCCUGCAUUUAGCUUGUUAGUACAGAGGGAAAAUGCCCAGAACAAUAAUGUGCAACAGCUAAAUAGGAUUCAGAAUAAAGCAUGGAGUAGACCCAAAUCAAAAAGCAAAGAGUGAAUUCAUCUCUCAUUCUCCUCAGAGAGCAGGCAGAGUUGGUUAGAUGUCCCCAAACCCAGUCUUAGACAUGUGAGUAGUCAUCUAAACAUCAUACCAUACCAAAUACACCAUUCAUACCAUAGCAUAUCAUGAAUAUAAUCAUUUUCAUCAGAGAGCUGAUAGUGCUGGCACCGAGGAAAGGGGCCAUGGGAGAGUUUGAGAGAGGGAUCCCUUUAUCUGUAGACAAAUAUUAACAAGCCCAUAAUCCUGGCACUUAGGUAGAGGCAGGAGGAUUGGGAGUUCAGUGAUAGCAUUGCUUACGCACUGAGCUGUAGGUCAGUCAGUGCUACAUGAAAUCUUGUCUCAAAAAACAAAUAAAACAACCCUCUCCCUACAUACAAAAUGAUGGAGCCAGGGGAAGUAGAGAGAGAGAGCAGAGGAACAGGAAAGAGACAGAGAAAAAACAGACAAAUUAGAGGGAGUUAGAGGCCAAGGGCCACAAUUCUUCGAGAAUGGCUAGCUGUAAGAAAGCCAGGCAGUCCCCGUGAGUGCCCAUGGGGGUUGGAGAAUAUUUCUAAUGUUCUGGGCAGCCCCUGAUGUCUAUAGUAUAUAGAUAUCAUCUAUAGGUGAGCAGGUAGUAAGGCUCACCUAAGCUGGAUGCCAGGUCUUGGGGUGCUCUGCCUGGUGCCAGGUAUUGCAGGUCAACAGAAUAAUUUUCAAAUUGUUUGAAUAAAAUAAAACCUUGAUAGUUGGUGCCAACAUAGUUAUUUUUAUUUUUCUUUCUCAUCCUCUUUCCUUUCCCGCUCUGCCUCCCCCCUCUUCCGUUCCCAUCUUAAAUUGGAUUUUCAAGGAAAACAGGUUAUGACAUUUAGAAUUCCUGGCAUCUGGGCUUGAUGCUAUUGUUUCCACAGGAAGAUGGGAAGGAUGAACUGGAGAGCACGCACUCUUACCCCAUUCCCUAGGUAACUGUAUCCUCACACACACACUCUCCUGAUUUUAACUGGGAGUAUAAUUAAUCAUAAUGUUCUUUAACAUCUUGUCACCUGUAUUCUUUACUCACUUAGCAUGUGUGUCAUGUGCCACAGCACUGGUGUGGAGGUCAGAGGGGCUUGUUCUUUCCUUCCACCAUGUGAGAGAGACCCAGGGACCAAACUCAGCUCAUCAUCAGGCUCUGCAGUCAUCUCACUGGCCCAAGUCAAUCUUGUUUUCAGGGGUUCUGUAGGGUCCUAAAACACAAGCAGCUUUGGAGGAGGUUCAGUCCAAAAGCUUCCCCAAGUCUCCCAGACCAAAUUCUCAUCAAAACUUGUUAAGAACCAGCUGAAGAGGUUGGUGCACUUUUUAAAUGCCAGCGCUGGGGAGACAGAGGCAGUCAUAACCCCAUGAGUUUCCCAGCCUGCUCUAAGCAUUGACAUGCAGACAAGGGCUGAAUAGUGAGACACUUCUUACAAAAGAGAGAAAGAGACUUGGUUAGAGCCCAAUUCUCCUCCCUUGUAAAGCCCUCAUAGGUUACAAAUAUUUGAAAAUAAUAUUCUGUGUCCUCAAGUUUUCUCUUCCACAAAACGCUCUUUUGUAAUAGUUUAAACUAGGUGGGAAUUUGCUGAGCACUAGCUGUAGGCAGAAAGACUGCUAGGUGUGUAUGCAUGGUGGAAGCCUAAAAGCUGGGGUUCAAAGUGGUCCCCUUCAGGGCAUUUAAGAUCCAGCGAACAAACUAUGAAUGGGCAUGUGAAACCCUUAGAAACCCAGUCCAUACAAGUUGCCGUUCAAGUGGACAACAACCAAAGUCAUCUCUAGUUGUCUUUAGUUAAUUGCUAAACGGACUGGCAUGAUUGUAAACAGAAAAUUAGAAGAGGGAAAACCAGAGAGUUGUGAGGAGGAGGUGGAUGUGGGAGUGCUGUGAGUUUGGAUGGAACUUGGAGAAUUGAAGUGAUCACUACAGGAAAGAAAAAAAAACACGAAACAAACAAACAACAAAACAAAAAUGGCCAGAGAGCAGGAGGGCACAGAAACCCCAAAUCCCAAACUGAGUUUGCUUGUGUGAAUGUUUUUGAGAAUAUGACAUAUGAGUGAGAUUUGAGCAAAUACGUGAGAAAUUAGUAAUUUGGAGCUAAGCAUGGGGUGAAAGAUCAAAUUUUCUGCACCCACCAUCUCAAACCCUCGUCCGUGUCCAUAUGAUGACUGGGGAAAGUACAGGAACGAAAAUCGCUGGUUCCUGGUUCCUGCAUAAGCUGGUAGAAGCCCGCUGAGGAUAGAUUUGGUGGGAGGAAGGCAGGGACGAAUCAAGCGCUUUCGACUGGCAGGCAGUGAGCCAGGCUUUCCCCAGACACGGUGCUUGGGUAGUGCGCUGACUAAUUCCACCCAGCUCGCUGCAGGAAGUCAGCCUGCAGCUGAGUAAGUGAAAGUCUGCAGGAAACCUGAGCUGGAUGAGCUUGUGGAGGGUCUCCACAGGCUGUAGCUUCCAGGAUGGACCACAGCCCCACUCAGAAGAGCCCCACUGUUAGAUUUAUCCCACAGUGGCCAAAAUACCAUCCAGAGUGUAGAAGUGCCCUCCUUAGCUAUGAAGAUGCACAGGAAGUUUAAGAUUCCUCUUUUCUUACCCAACAGACUUAUAAGGUCAUUUGAUUGUUAUGUUUUUCAGCAUGUCACGCAUUAUGUGAACCCAAUACACUGUUUUGUUUGUUUUCACUACAUCAUCCAGGCUAGCCUAAAACUCAAUUCACUACGUUGUCCAGGCUAGCCUAAAAUUCACGGUCCGCUGACACCCUUCCUGGAAGAGGCUCUAUCUUUAUAGUCCCUAAAGGAGCCCAGUUCCAUAAUCCCUGAGGCCUGAGAAGAGCAGUCAUGGUGAAUGACACAUGGGUUUGGCAUUCUUCUGCCUGGAAGUGACUCACACAUUUCAUGGACCAGAGCAAGUCAAAGGGUCAAGUCCCUGCUACUGUUGAUGUUGGGUCUUCUUGCCAUCCUGAGUAGUGCAGCAGCUCGUAAGAACCCCAAAACAGGGGUUACUGCCUCCGGGAAGGCUGGGAAUUGCCCUCCUCUGGACGGUAAUAGUGUGAGAGUUGACAUUCGCAUCUUCAAUCAAAACCAGGGCAUCUCUGCUACACAUGACUUCCAGAACCGCUCCAGCUCCCCAUGGGAUUACAACAUCACCCGAGACCCCCACCGCUUCCCCUCAGAGAUUGCUGAGGCCCAGUGCAGAUACUCGGGCUGCAUCAAUGCCCAGGGGCAAGAAGACAGCUCCAUGAACUCCGUUGCCAUCCAGCAAGAAAUCCUUGUCCUUCGGCGGGAGCCCCAGGGCUGUUCCAACUCCUUCAGGUUGGAGAAGAUGCUGGUCAAAGUUGGCUGCACCUGUGUCACCCCCAUUGUCCACCACGCCGCCUGACAAAGCUGCACACCAAACUCAGUUGAAGGAGCCGAGGAAAAGCCUGUCUUUAUCCAGCGCUCUAAAGCCUGAUCUUUCUGCUUCCUGCUUAGUAAGAUGUGCCUUUAUAAUUCCGUUGUAUUAGAUAUAGUGUUAACUUUCUGGCAUGCUUUAGAAUUGUUACCAGUCCCGAUAGGUUCCAAUGUCUUAAACUCCUGAAAGUGAAGGAGACUUUAGGGACCCUUGGCCCAGUCUCUUGGUGUUACAUGAUGACUAACUACAUUUCCUGCCAAUACUGUCACUUAGAUGCAGUAUCAUUCUUGUAGAGGUCAAUGAAAUGCUCAUAUUUCUGAUAGAAAUGAAGAAAAUUUAAUUCGAAUUUAUGGAAA